Molecule: messenger RNA, 770 nt
Organism: Lepisosteus oculatus (spotted gar)
Lineage: Eukaryota; Metazoa; Chordata; Actinopteri; Semionotiformes; Lepisosteidae
Gene: nms
Product: neuromedin S
Source: RefSeq, a predicted model, not a curated record
UCCAACAGGGUGCUGAUUGGCCAUCUGUCCACGCGGGAAACCGCUUAUAAGCUCCGCCAUUGGAAGGCGCAUGGAAAAGUCUUGAGACGGGAUUGAAGAGUGCGGCGUCUACAGCUCAGUCCGCUCACCAAGAGGGUUCGGUUCGGUUCGGUUCGGUUCGGUUCGGUUCGGACUGCGCCUCGCUCUUCAGUACGGCUGCCAGCGAGGCUCUGGAGAGCGCAAUGAUGUUCCACCAGCGUCAGGUGCUUUUUCUCGCCUUCGUGUGCUGCCUCUGCACCUUGUCAUUAAGUUCAGGUUCGCCUCCACUGUCCGUGGCCUGCCCUGAGCGCCCUGCUUUGAGCAAGAUCCCCCUCUUGCUGAAAAGCCUCUGUGGAGUGGAGUUUGAAAACCCUAAUGAGGGCCAGAUUCAAGAUGUGUACAAAAGGUUCCUUUUUCAUUAUUCCAAAUCUCGAGAUCCAAGUCAGGAAAUACAAACCCAGUCCCAUCCUGUCCAUCCUUUAAUGCGACUUGCUCCAAAACUCUCAGAGAGGACAAAGAAGCAGAUUCUUCAUCCGCUGCAGGUCAUUUUCUUGAAUCCCUUGCAAGAAAGAAAACACCAGCCUGAAUUCUUCCUUAGAAAUUUGUAAAUACUAUAACGGAACUAAAAUUGUACAGAAAUUACAACAAUCCCAUAAUCCCAAAACAAUUCCUUUUUAAAAAAACGUUUAAUUUCUAUCGAUUUACAAUGCCAACUGUGAUACGUGUUGAAAAAAAUAAAAGAAUGAAAAUGG